AUGGACAUUGAUGGGGGUGAGGUGCCACAGGGGCAAGAGUCCGCAUCCCGAGCAUUUAAAGUCAUUCUCUCAUUUACCCAUCCUAGAUCAAAUGUGAUCGAGCCUCACCCUGCUCCAAUUGCCGAGUCGCAAAGUCUACUUGUCAAACCUCCCCACGCGUUAGAGAAAAGCGGCAGAGGUGAGAAAAAGAUCGAAAUUAUUGACCAGCGUCUUGCGGGUAUUGAGCAACUUUUACGGUCCCUCACCGUCGACAACAAAAAUUAUAAACCUCCUUCACAGACCCAUGGAUCGUUACCCCCCUCGCCCAGCUCGAAUGCAUUUCAUCAAGGAGCGUUGGAACAAAGAAAUCUGCCGCCAUUUCAUGCAACUGCAAAUGCACCCACCGCGGAACCCGCAGCAGAGCGAGGGGCAGAGUCGACAACGAGGAAAAACCCGGAUGCUGAAUUCGAAGGGGAGCCCUCGAUGAGCGCCCAUUCUGCACACGCCAGUGAGUUGUUUGAAAAUGCUGUGGUUAAAUCUCCAUUGGCAGAGCAUAACCCGCAGAUGAUGGAGGCGCUCUCAGCCCUGAAGGAUAUUGUUGAGAGAACAAAGCUUUCGAAUUCCAUUCAUACGUUGCGAUUUGCAGGGCAGAAACUCCAACCCACGAAGGUCGAUCUUUCGAAACUGGAGAUGCCGCCAGUGGAGGCGGUGCUCGCUCUGCUGAGGAAGGCAAAAGAAUCCCACCCUUUCUUCCUGUUGAACCUCCCUUUCCUCAACUUGUCCACCAUCACCCAACUCUGCAAAGAUCUCUAUUUUUGCACAGAUGAAACCUCCACUGCCAACUUCGCCAUCGUAAACUGCAUUCUAGGCUAUAUGUUCGACGAAAUACAGAAUUUCCAUCCAAACUCUAACUCCCAGUCCCCCUCUGGCCCUCAACACCCUCAGCACCUCCAGCCGCCGCCACCAUUAGCAUCAUUCUCCUCCUCAGCCAUCACCCAAUACACCGUAACCUGCCGCACAAACUUCGAAACGGCCCUCAGCACCUUUGACCUCUUCCUCGAGCCCUCUUAUGAGAACAUCCAAGCCCUAGCUUUAGGUGCCUUCCACGCCACCGAGGCUUCCAAACCCUCUCUAUGUUGGACCUUCGUCAGCGCCGCAGCGCGCAUGUGCCAGAGUCUAGGCUACCACCACUCCGUCUCGGGCGCAGGGGCAAGCGAAGAGGAGCAGUAUCGGAAAAGAGCCCUCUUCUGGUUCAUCUAUGUGCUAGAUAAGGACCUGACACUAUUGCUGGGCCGCAGCUCUACCCUUCAGGACUACGAUAUCUCUCUUGCAUACCCAGGCCCGCCGUCGGACCCGAAAUUGCGGUCAUGGUACCAGAUGUUUGAAGGAUGGGUAACGUAUUCGACGAUUGCCGCGCAGAUCUAUGAGAAGCUGUAUUCAGUACUAGCGUUGUCAGAAAGUAGCGCAAUGCGGACGGAGAGGGCUUGCAGUUUAGCUAUGAUGUGA
Paracoccidioides lutzii Pb01 is the source of this 1485-nucleotide messenger RNA. RefSeq lists its product as hypothetical. The record is from RefSeq and is a predicted model, not a curated record. Gene Ontology annotation, biological process: DNA-templated transcription. The transcript has 4 exons. The coding region runs from base 1 to 1485 and encodes 494 amino acids. Gene Ontology annotation, molecular function: DNA binding; zinc ion binding.